Rattus norvegicus (Norway rat) is the source of this 1179-nucleotide messenger RNA. RefSeq names its product keratinocyte associated protein 2 (gene Krtcap2). The transcript is spliced from 5 exons. The record is from RefSeq and is marked provisional. Bases 579 to 923 code for a protein of 114 amino acids. Gene Ontology annotation, cellular component: endoplasmic reticulum membrane. Lineage: Eukaryota; Metazoa; Chordata; Mammalia; Rodentia; Muridae.
CUAACGGUUUCAGAGGAAGAACUCCAGGUGGAGAGCACUACAUCUUGGGUAGCACAUAUCUUCGGGAGACGUUGAGGCCAUCAGAGUUGGGCAGGGAGGUCUGAGGAAGUUGUACUGGAGAUGGCAUAAAUAGCAGUGAAGACACGGGUGACUCUAGGUCAUGGGAUCAUGACUGAAAGACAUGAGUGCAGCUUGUCUAGAGGUACAGCUGAUGACCUGGGUACAGAAGGCUGGAGAGCAAGCAGGGCGGUGGCUUAGAAUGCUCUUCGGAGCACUAUUUCCUCCUUGCCGCAAGAGGGCGCUGCAUCCAAGGCGCGUAGAGGAAGAAGUAAAGCAAGUCCACGUUGGCCCCGACGCCUGCGUACAGACAACCGGGCCGGCUUUGGCUCCCCUCUUUCUCCAGAGGCACGGAUUGGACCCACGGACGGGGCGUGAUGGGUAACCGCACCGGCCGGAUGCCCGGGCUGCUCCAGCGGGGGUGGGCAUCGGGGUAGCCCUCUUUUCCCGGUAGCGUUGUAGUCGGUACCGGGACCUCCUUGGCGCUGUCCUCCCUCCUGUCCCUGCUGCUCUUCGCUGGCAUGCAGAUAUACAGCCGCCAGUUGGCCUCCACCGAGUGGCUCACCAUUCAGGGGGGCCUGCUGGGCUCCGGCCUUUUCGUCUUCUCCCUAACUGCCUUCAAUAAUCUGGAGAAUCUGGUCUUUGGUAAAGGCUUCCAAGCAAAAAUCUUCCCUGAGAUUCUCCUCUGCUUGCUGUUGGCACUCUUCGCAUCUGGCCUCAUCCACCGAGUCUGUGUCACCACUUGCUUCAUCUUCUCCAUGGUUGGUCUGUACUACAUCAACAAGAUAUCCUCCACUCUGUACCAGGCUACAGCUCCAGCCCUCACGCCGGCCAAAGUCACUGGCAAGAGCAAGAAGAGAAACUGACUGGGAAUGAGUAAUAAGAACGAGUAAUAAAGUUGCUUCUUUGUAGCUGUGUCUGUCAGACCCACCUCAGACCCACGGCAGCUGCCAGUGCCUGAGCAGGGCAGGCACUGCAGUGGCCUCCAACUUACAAGAGAGUCAUUGGGAGGAAGAAUGCAAAAGGAUCCGUGGCCUUAACCUAUGGGGAGAGAGGUUAAAGAGUAUAUGACACAGAACGGCCUGCCUUUCAGAACCAAUGUAGAUGUUUUAAAUUGCUGUU